UCAGCUAACGUGUAGUAAAAAAUUCGGGUCAAUUAAUGCCCCUACUAGAAGAUGACACAACUGUUGGGGUUCUCCUCCCCGUCCCAUCUGCAACUUGUGAAACACUACUUUAAAGCUGUUGUGAUCAGCAGGCGUUUCAACCAAAUGGGCAUUCUUUCAUUCAUUUUCAUUGGAGUUUACUUCAUAAAAAUCUCAAUUUUAGCUGAUUCCACUUCCAGCCAUGGAGGAUAUGAAUUGGGUUUCUUGAGUAGACGAAAGGGUGUUCAUAGGAGGAGUCUUUUGGCCUCAACUUCUGGAGACUAUUGUGACAACAAUGACCUUUGUGGCCCCAAUGGAAUGUGUGUCAUCAGCAAUUCACCGGUUUGUACUUGUUUAAAUGGGUUUGAACCCAAGGCACCAGAAAAAUAUAACUCUGGGGACUAUUCAGGUGGUUGUGUCCAGGCUCAACCUUCCAACUGCCAAAAUAAGGAUGACGGGUUUGAGAUAUAUGCUGGGGUCAAAUUGCCAGAUACCACAGAUUCUCGGGCUAACCAGAGUAUGAGUGUCAAGGACUGCAGGGAAAAUUGCUUGAACAACUGUUCUUGUGUGGCUUAUGCAAGCUCUAAUGUCAAUGGCUGCACUAUCUGGUUUGGUGAUUUAAACAACAUUAGGAAGCUUUCAGAUGGUGGGGAGGAUCUGAACGUUCGAAUACCUUCUUCAGAAUUAAAGAAAAACCACUCACGUAAGACAAAGAUAGCUGUGAUCGUUGCAUCUGUUGUUGCGGUUGUCAUUGGGAUGCUCUUGGUUGCUUAUUGCAUUCACAGGAGGAGAACAAAGUUCAAAGAGAAAAUGGGAAAGAAUGGAAUGACGAAUCAGAACUAUGAUGGACAGAACGAAGACAUCGAGCUACCAAUAUUUAGUUUGUCCACAAUAGUCACAGCCACUGAUAACUUUUCAUUCAACAUGAAACUUGGAGAAGGUGGCUUUGGGCCUGUAUACAAGGGUAGUCUAGUGGAUGGGCAAGAAAUUGCUGUGAAGAGGCUCUCGCGAAGUUCAGGGCAAGGACCAACUGAGUUCAAAAAUGAAGUACUACUAAUAGCCAAACUUCAGCACCGAAAUCUUGUAAGGCUCCUAGGUUGUUGCAUUGAGGGAGAAGAAAGAUUGUUGAUUUAUGAAUACAUGCCCAACAACAGCUUGGACUUCUACCUUUUCGAGGAAAAUCGAGCAAGACUAUUGGCUUGGCCUCAACGCUUUCACAUUAUCUGUGGGAUAGCCAGAGGUCUUCUUUAUCUACAUCAAGACUCCAGAUUGAGGAUUAUUCAUAGAGAUCUUAAAGCAAGUAACGUUUUGCUUGAUAAGGAAAUGAACCCAAAAAUCUCAGACUUUGGCAUGGCUAGAACAUUUGGAGGAGAUCAGACUGAAGGAGUUACAAGAAGAGUUGUUGGAACCUAUGGUUAUAUGGCACCAGAAUAUGCAAUUGAUGGUAAAUUCUCUGUAAAAUCGGAUGUUUUUAGUUUUGGCAUUUUAUUGUUGGAAACAUUAAGCGGGAAGCGAAGUAGAGGAUUUUAUGAUCCUGUUCAUAACCUUAACCUCAUUGGACAUGCAUGGCGAUUGUGGAAAGAAGGAAGAUCUUCGGAGUUGAUUGAUGGAUGCUUAAGGGACUCCUGCAGUCUGUCAGAAAUCUUUUGUUGCUUCCAUAUUAGUCUUUUAUGUGUGCAAGAGCUUCCUGAGGACAGGCCAAAUAUUUCAACCGUGAUUCUCAUGUUAGGUGGUGGUUCCGCCUUGCCUCUGCCCAAAAAACCAGGUUUUUUCUGUAGAAGUUCAUCUGAAGCAGAUUCUUCUUCAUGUGUGAAUGCAACAACAUCUUCAAGUAAGAAUUAUACAUAUUCAAACUACGACUCUACAAUAACAGUAUUGGAGGGUCGAUAAGAUUCUCCCAACUGCAAUUUUGUAGCAUGUAAGUUGAAACCAUUGUUUAAGAAAAUAGUGGAAGUACAUAAAAAGUGAAAUGAUUUCGGAAUGCACCUCGGUUUUUAUGAAAAUAGAGGAAAA
Molecule: messenger RNA, 2031 nt
Organism: Rosa chinensis
Lineage: Eukaryota; Viridiplantae; Streptophyta; Magnoliopsida; Rosales; Rosaceae
Product: putative receptor-like protein kinase At4g00960
Exons: 7
Coding region: 52-1908 (618 amino acids)
Biological process (GO): recognition of pollen; protein phosphorylation
Molecular function (GO): ATP binding; protein kinase activity
Source: RefSeq, a predicted model, not a curated record